GCUGCGUGUGUAGACUCGUCAGUCCAGUGAAGUCACUGCUGUGCACGCUUCUGAUCCAACGGCAUCAUUGUUCUCUUUGCUGGAACAUCAGUCGGUGUGUUAUCAGCAUGAGAACCGCCUGGUUUAAGCGGUCAGUCGUGGUACUGGGGGGCUUUGGUCUCGUCCUCUGCGGGGUCAUGUUUGUGAUGAGUGGAUAUGAUCAAGCUGCGGCUGACAAAGAGGACAUGCGUUCAGUCAGGAGGUUUUCUGACCUGGAGUCAAGCAUCAGCAAUCUCUACAAUGUCGUCAAAUCUUUUGAAAAGAAGCAGGACAAUCUGCAGAAAAUGCUCGAAGAGGAAAGGGGCAGACAGAGAAAAGCUCCAGAGGUGGAACAGCCACCAGUCAAAAAGCAGCCAGAGCCAGAGAAGGAGAAACCUGCAGCAAAGAUCCAGGACCAAAAGGAGGUCCCCAAAGAGAAAAAGUCCAAUAAACUGUUUCCCAAAUCUUACCUGUUCAAGGAGUGGGGGGAGAAUCUGUCUGAGGAUGACCAAAGAGAGGCACAGGGUUUGUUUGAGAAGUACGGAUACAACGUUUUUCUCAGCGACCGCCUUCCUCUAGAUCGAGUUCUCCCAGAUACCAGGGAUAAAAGGUGUCUUAAAAAGAUUUACCCAAAGGACCUGCCAAACGUGGGAGUGGUGUUGAUCUACCUAAAUGAGGCCCUGUCCAUCCUCAAAAGAGCUCUGCGUAGCAUCAUCGACCGCACCCCUAAAAACCUGCUGAAGGAGAUAAUUAUGGUGGAUGACAAUAGCUCCAAUGAGGACCUGAAGGGGGACCUCGACGCGUACGUGAAGUCGCUCGAGCAGCAGAACCCAAGUCUCCGUAUUACGAGAGUGAGGCACAAUGAGCAGCGAGGCCUUUCAUACGCCAGGGCUGCUGGGUGGAGGGCUUGUACUGCUGACGUGGUGGCCAUCCUGGACGCACACAUCGAAGUCCAUGAGAUGUGGAUUGAACCCCUGCUGACACAGAUCAAAGCUGACCGAACGGUGGUGACGUCCCCUGUAUUUGACAGAGUCAACUUUGAUGACCUCAAAGUAAUUCCAUACUCUCCAGCAGCACAUGCCUUCGACUGGGCUUUAUGGUGCAUGUAUGAGGGUUUUACGCCAGAUUAUUAUGAACUCAAAGACGGCUCAUUGCCUGGAAAAAGUCCAUCGGUCAUGGGGAUCCUAGUGGCCGAGAGGAAGUUUUUAGGAGAAAUUGGACUCCUCGAUGAAGGAAUGAAAGUGUACGGUGGAGAAAACGUUGAGCUGGGAAUCCGCGUGUGGACAUGUGGAGGCAGUGUUGAAGUAGUUCCAUGCUCCAAGAUCGCCCACAUCGAGAGGGCCCACAAGCCCUACCUGCCUGACCUGGCCCCAGCCAUGAAGAGAAACGCCCUGAGAGUAGCAGAAGUCUGGAUGGAUGAAUACAAACACAACAUCAACUUGGCUUGGAACUUGCCAUUUGAGAAUCACGGAAUUGACAUCGGGGAUGUCUCCGAGAGGAAAAAACUCAGGGAAAGGUUGAAGUGCAAACCUUUCAAAUGGUACCUGGAAAACGUGUAUCCCAAGUUGGAUCCCUGGGACAACAUUCUUGGUUAUGGAGGAAUGAAGAAUCUUGAUGCUGAAAUGUGCUUAGACCAAGGCCCAGUGCCAGGUCACACACCCAUUGCCUACCCAUGCUACUACUAUGGACCUCAAAUCACCUAUUAUCGCUCAAAUGGUGAGCUCUAUAUCGGUGGCCUCAAGUCCCACAAGUACAAUGACAACCGGUGUAUAACUGACAUCGGCAAAAAAGAAACGGAGCCUGGCCUUCACAACUGCAAAGAGGCUAUGCAGAAAGGAAUGGGGAUUUACUGGGACUUCACUCAGGGCAAAGAAGUGAAGAACAAACAGACAAAAAGAUGUCUGGAGAUUAUAAAAGGCCAACUUCUAAUACAGGAAUGCUCCGGCCAAAGAUGGGAAAUCCAAAACAUCAUCAAGGCCUUUUAAAAAGAAGAGCACUUUUCUGCUCAUAUGUCAGUGGGUAUUAUUGCCUGAAUGUGUAAAAUAUAAAAGAAAGUCAAUGAAAUUUGACAACUGCUAUGACUCCUGUAAUAAUUUAAAGGUACACUAUUUGAGGGAUUUUGUAAAUCUUAUGUGACUUCUCUCUAAAGUCUGAAUUUUGGAAAUUCACUCAACAUCUUAUGAAUGAACGUUAGGUCUGCAAGUAAUUAUUAUUUCUACUAUUCAUUAAUCUGCUUUUUUUUUAUUGACUGUACUAAACUGAAGUGUAAACAUUGCCUAUUGGACUAGAAGACUGUCAAAAAUGCCAUGGUUUUCAAUGUACAAGAGAAAAACAUAUUGUUUAGUUCUAUUCCUUUCAUGUUUUAAGAUCUAACUAUGUUGUUCCUACUGUGCUGAUCAGAUAAAAUGUAUAAAAGGGCUUGACUUGUCGGACUGUUACCGUGGAUACAAACUCAGUCCUGUUUUUUAAACAAAGGGAAGUUUGGUGGAGUUGAUGCUGUAAUAAUGAGCAUGACUCAUGGUUGGUGAUAUGCAAGCGGUUUCCCAGUAGGUAUUUAUUACAGAUAUGGUGUGGAAAAGGGACCACAUUGACACAAGGCAUCUUACCUCAGGCUGCUUAUUAAAGGCAUACCCACCUUUACGCAACUUAGAAAUGCAAGUUAAUCCUUUUUCCUCCCUUCAAUCUUUCCACUCAAGGACACCAAAUACAUUCUAUCCAAGCAUAAAGGCUAAUGCAAAUAUUUGGAUUAACCCCUGGGUCAAAUCAAAAGAUGGGCGUUUACGCUUUGACGUGUUGAGCUGUUUAAAUAAAGUUUUGGCUGUACUGAAUUUUGAACUUGAGUGUAUACUGUAUAUUUCUUAAUUAUUUUGAGUGUAUAAAGGAUCUUGGUGUUUUCUAAAGGCUUGAUGAAUUAUAUUAUUACCCACAGCCUUAAUCUCUCGAGAGCCUUGACACCUGGUGUCAAGAAUGGGGAUAGCCAUAUUUGGGACUUAGUUCAUGGAUUUACAGACCAUGGAGGGUGGUAGUCUUUUUAUUUACAGCACACCUCAGUGGAGGCCAACAAAGUUGUUGUUGUUGUGCUGAGACAAAUGCCGGAUGUUUGAAAUAUUCUCAAAUAUUGAUCAUUGCCUUUUAUUCUCAUUUGGAAAUAAAGAUGAUUUAUUAAACC
Messenger RNA from Sebastes umbrosus (honeycomb rockfish), 3187 nucleotides. Its product is annotated as probable polypeptide N-acetylgalactosaminyltransferase 8. Lineage: Eukaryota; Metazoa; Chordata; Actinopteri; Perciformes; Sebastidae. Gene Ontology annotation, cellular component: Golgi apparatus. The record is from RefSeq and is a predicted model, not a curated record. Bases 108 to 2003 code for a protein of 631 amino acids. The transcript has 11 exons.